AUGUUCUCCUCACUGAAGAGCAGCUUUACUUCCAAUAUCACGAGCAAUUAUACCAUUUCGACGAGCGUGACUUCGACGGCCGGGCCAUGGAAGAUCUACGAUGCAACGUCCAAAAAGACAAAGAAGGCCUGCUCGCUGUUCGUCUUCGAUAGGAAGUCCCUCGAAUCCCACGGCAACUCCCUAGGUCGGUCAAGCGCAACCGCGUUCAAAAGAGCUACGGAAGAGGUUGUCGAGCGCUUAAAAAAAGAAGCUUCGUCGCUUGCCAGGCUGCGGCACCCAAGCAUCUUGGAACUGGUCGAGCCGGCCGAGGAGACGCGGGGAGGCGGCCUGCAGUUUGUGACCGAGGCCGUGACCGCGUCGCUGAGCAGUCUGCUGGCCGAAAAGGACGACCAAGAAAGGGCUGGCGGUGUCGGCGGCCGGUCCAGUCGCUACGUCACCGAAGAUGCCAACGGCACGAGGCGGAGGAGGGAGCUCGAAAUCGACGAGCUGGAGAUCCAGAAGGGCUUGCUGCAAGUCGGCAAGGCUCUAGAGUUCCUCCACGAGAACGCGGGCCUGGUCCAUGGCAACCUGACGCCGGAUGCCAUUCUGAUCAACGCCAAGGGGGACUGGAAGAUCAGUGGACUGGCCUACUCUACCCCUCCAGAGGGUUCAACAAAGCCCACGUCGGUUCAACCCAUCAGUCUGUCAGAGGCGCUCAACCUCGAUCCCAGGCUGCCCCGAUUUGUGCAGCUGAAUCUCGAUUUCACAUCGCCGGAUUUUGUCCUGGACAACAAUCUCACCACAUCAGCCGAUAUGUUCUCACUGGGCCUCCUGUGUGUUGCGCUAUACAACUCACCCCACCAUUCCCCGAUAGAGUGCCACUCAAGUAUAUCAACGUACAAAAGGGUCUUCAACUCAUCCUCAACCGUACCAUCACUGCAGAAUAACUUCCUCUCGAAGCAGCCUGUACCGAAAGAGCUUGCCAAUCACGUACUUGGGCGGCUGAUCACAAGACGGCCUGCCCAACGCAUGACGGCCAAGGAAUUCCAGGACAGCGAGUACUUCAACAACGUUCUAGUGUCCACGAUACGGUUUUUGGAUAAAUUCCCGGCAAAGACCCCUGGCGAGAAGCAGUCAUUCAUGAGGGGCCUGAAUAAGGUUUUGCCCUCAUUCCCCAAAUCAGUUAUGGAGAGGAAGAUCCUGCCGUCAUUGCUCGAAGAACUCAAGGACAGGGAACUCUUGUCUCUGAUCUUGCAGAACGUCUUCAAGAUCAUCGAUUUGCUUCCUUCCGGUAGGCAACCCUUUUCGGAGCAAGUUAGGCCGCGCCUGAAGGAGAUAUUCGUCACAAAUGUCAAGAAGGAACAAGCGCAAGAGAAAGACCCGGCGAGAGACGCUGGUCUCAUGAUGGUGCUUGAGAAUACAGACACCAUCGCAAGUAACAGUUCUGGCAAGGAGUUCAAAGAUGAUAUCCUGCCUAUCCUCAUGACUGCCGUCGAGUCGCCAACGCCAGCGCUGGUGGAUGUUGCGAUGCGCGGCUUGCCCGCCAUUCUCCCUAUAUUGGACUUCAGCACCAUUAAAAACGAACUAUUCCCCGUCAUCGCGAUGGUUUUCAGCAGGACAAACAGUCUCGCCAUCAAAGUCAGGGGUCUGCAGGCCUUUGUCAUUCUCUGUGGCGGGUCAAACGAUUCAUCUGGAGGCAGUGAUGGGCUUGAUGGGUUCGGUGUUGAGAAGAAGAAGACGUCAUCCUCGAGUGCGCUCGACAAAUACACCAUGCAGGAAAAGAUCGUGCCACUCAUCAAAGCGAUCAAGACGAAGGAGCCGGCAGUAAUGAUAGCUGCAUUGAAUGUUCUUAGGGUGGUUGGAGAUGUCGCAGAUGCCGAGUUCGUGGCGAUGGAUAUUCUGCCCGUCCUAUGGAGUAUGAGUCUGGGCCCCUUGCUGGACCUGAAGCAAUUCCAUACCUUCAUGGAUCUGAUCAAGUCUCUAUCCAAGCGAGUAGAGGAUGAGCAAACAAAGAAAUUGCAAGAGCUCUCGGGAGGAGGAACCAACGGCAAAGCCCUGGAGAGCGAAGACUUCAUGGCCUUUGGUGGCAUCACGGGAACAGGAUUUGACGCAACCAAUGGUGCCAGCGAGGAUGAUUUCGAACGCUUGGUCAAGGGACGGACGACGGCAAGCGGAGGGCUGAGCAGCCCAAUGGACGCGGGCGGCUGGGAUUCGGCACCCGCUGCGAGGGCGACGUCACCACCUGCGAAGUCGCCAACGCCCGCCUUCUCGUGGUCGACGCCCAGCCCGACGAGCGCCGCCCCGAGUUCCGCCGGGGCCUUCGGCGCGACCAAGGCGCAAGCAUCCUUCCGGACCGUCACGCCCGAUCUGGCGCGCUUCGAAUCGCUCACGCCGUCGUCGACCCAAUACUCGCAGCCGAUGCAACCCACGCUCUCCAGCCCGCCGGCGGCGACGCCGGCAAACCCGUGGGCGUCUUCCGCAUCGGCAGCAGCGCCCGCGAACCCGUGGGCUUCGCCGGCGAUGGCGACGAGCACGGCCGGCAAUCCUCUAUCGCCGCCAUCGACAUCCAUGGCAGGCAUGAGCCUGAACCAGCAGCGCCCCGCCAUACAGUCCUCCACGUCGUCCUUCUCGCUCGCGCCUCCGCCGGGCGCAAGCAGCAGCAGCAGCGGCAUCAGCAAGCCGGCCGGCUUCAGCUUACCACCGCCAUCCGGCCCGCAACGCACCGUUUCGUCCUCUUCGUUCGGCCAGCCGUCGGCGUACGGCGGGUUCAACACCAACAACAGCAUGAGCGGUGGUAAUACGAUGGGCAUGGGCGGCAUGGCGGCCAUGAAGCCCAUGAACACCGGGAGCAUGAACAGCAGUAUGAACUCGAUGAAUUCCAUGAACGGCGGCGGCAUGAAUAGCAUGGGCAUGGGCAUGGGCAUGGGUAUGGGAGGCAUGAGUGCCCAGCAGCAGCCGGCGCAACAGCCACAACAGCCGCCACAGCAGCAGAAGUCGGGCUUGUCCAAGUACGAGAGUCUGCUGUAG
This is a messenger RNA of Neoarthrinium moseri, 3006 nucleotides long. RefSeq lists its product as uncharacterized. The transcript has 2 exons. Gene Ontology annotation, biological process: protein phosphorylation. Gene Ontology annotation, molecular function: protein kinase activity; ATP binding. NCBI's taxonomy places the organism in Eukaryota, Fungi, Ascomycota, Sordariomycetes, Amphisphaeriales, Apiosporaceae. The coding region runs from base 1 to 3006 and encodes 1001 amino acids. The record is from RefSeq and is a predicted model, not a curated record.